AUGAUGGCCAAGCCAUGGAACGAAUACCAAGGAACUAUCACCAAGCUGUACAUCAAGGAGGGUAGAACACUCAAGGAUGUCCGCAACAUUAUGAAGUUGAAGUACAACUUUGACGCUUCAAUCCGCUCAUAUCGACAGCAUUUUGAUAUUUGGGGAGUAGGCAAGUAUACUUGCAAGAAACGAGAAGAGCGCCGUCGCCGAUCCGUCAACAAGAGCCUGUCCCUCUCCCCAUCACAGUCUCUCGCAGACGUCAUCAUAAAACAGGAAGAGGCAAGCUCGCCAGCUUCUUCGUCAGGCUCCAGCCCCGUAAGCCGACGCUCAUCAGACCAGAAACCUCUGCCUGUGCUGAAGCAGCCCAUCCUCUACCCAUACUUUUUCCAGGACCAGAUGCGCUCUCAAGACGAUGCCCAGGCAAAGAUUGAUGCUUCCCGGGCGCCGUUGUGGGAACGCCUGGACAUAGACAUGCUUCGCAGUUCCCAGAAUGCUCAAGCCAUGCUGCCGUCGUGCGUAUAUCCCUCUGUUUAG
Messenger RNA from Fusarium musae, 525 nucleotides. RefSeq lists its product as uncharacterized. Bases 1 to 525 code for a protein of 174 amino acids. The transcript is spliced from 2 exons. NCBI's taxonomy places the organism in Eukaryota, Fungi, Ascomycota, Sordariomycetes, Hypocreales, Nectriaceae. The record is from RefSeq and is a predicted model, not a curated record.